AUGGCAAAUGAACCAGUGAUUCUGAAUGUUUAUGACAUGUACUGGAUUAAUGAAUACACCUCCACCUUGGGGAUUGGUGUCUUCCAUUCUGGCAUCGAGAUCUAYGGCAGAGAGUUUGCCUAUGGAGGGCAUCCCUACCCUUUCAGUGGGAUUUUCGAGAUCACACCUGGCAGUGCGGUAGAACUUGGCGAGACCUUUAAAUUCAAAGAAUCCAUUGCCUUGGGCACCACAGACUUCACAGAAGAGGAUGUGGAUAAGAUUAUGGAAGAGCUGGGCAAGGAAUACAAAGGAAACGCGUACCACUUGAUGCACAAGAACUGUAAUCACUUUUCUUCUGCUCUGGCCGAGAUAUUAUGUGGGAAAGAGAUUCCCCGCUGGGUGAACCGCCUGGCCUACUUCAGCUCAUGCAUCCCCUUCCUCCAGAGCUGCCUGCCCAAGGAAUGGCUGACUCCAGCAGCCCUGCAGAGCCACAUCAGCCUUGGUCUCCACAAGGAGGAACAAGGGGACACAACGGAUGAGGAGUCCCCCUCCACCUCUGCAGCCCCCUCAGCCUCAGGCACAUCACGAACCUGUAGACAUACCCGAGUCUAAACUGCCCAGUUUGCCCCCAAAUAACAUCCUGCUCUCUUGAUUUGUUAUUUCUCACACUCUUUUGCACACAUUGGUGUGUUUCUUCAACAGACAACACAGGAGAGAGAAGAUGCUUUCUACUUCUGUCCCUUUUCCAAGGACUGCCACUACCACUGCUUGGCAAAAUGACUGUGAACCCCAACGCAGAACUGAGGACUAUGGUGACUAAACUGGAUUCUCCUCCCAGGGCCUCCAUGAUCCUUGGUCUAUGGAGAAAUGCUGACUCUCUCAGACAUGAGAGCAUGCAUGUGGGCAGAGUGCACAUACUGUGAUGUUCCUUCUCUGGAACUGUUUUAUCUUUUUAUCUCUCCCUCUACCCAUGUAAACCCAGCAGUCUAUUUUGGCUGGGUUUUCCCUUCCUCAAUGACAAAUCACCUGCCCACACCCAGUGAAGGAACCAGAGCCAGAACUCAACCUUUUCGUCUCUUAGACCAGCAACAAACUCCACUCAGAUUCAUCCUGUUUGUAAUUAUCAGGUUUCUAAYUCAUAUGAAGGACAAAUGAAAGGUGCUCCUGUUCUACAACCACUGGUUUUCAGUACUCAAAUUUAAGAGCUCCAAUGACUGUCCUGCUCUUGAAAAUAAUAACAAAGAACCUAGAAAAUGAAUGUGUUACUAUGGCUUUUCUUUGGGGUCAAAAAGAGGAUGGGGCUGUGGUAAUUAGAGGCAACUACUAAGUAGAUUCAGAGAUGACUCUUGACCAUAUUGGUGCUUUUUGGCACAGACCCCUCUCAGUUCUCCUAAUUCUAGGUAGUGUUCUUGGUUUCCUUUUCUCCCACAGAUUCCCUGGGGAAUCUCUCUCCUAGCUGACAUUUGCUGGCUGUAUUUGGGGAAAUAGCCUUCCUGAGGACAAGGAAGAAGAGAGUGAAUCUGUUUGGAAGGUCAGUAUUUUCUUCAGAUUUUCUUCCUGCACUCAUGGACAUAAAGCACGGCUUCAGAGUCAUCCUUCCCUGACCUAUUCUUGAGCCACCCAAGAAGGUAAAAAACAAAUGGUGAACCCCAAGAAUGUCAACCUGCUCCUUUCUCCUCCCUUUUUGGAGGUGGAGGGGGAAACUUGGGGCCACAUUUGGAAAGCACAGAUGACCCUUCCAAUGCACGGACCACUGUGGUGUCUUCCAUUGUGUGCACUAUUUCACGGGAAUGAAAAAUGAGCACAGCUGGCUCACUGGCCUCUCCAAGCUGGCUCCUGAUAAGAAUCUGGUUCUUGGGUGUAUUUAUGCUAAUUCUGAUAGCUGAUGAGAAAGCACAGGAUGAGGAAAGGACAAGUUCGCUAACACUUCCACUCAAUUACCUCACUAAGAAUUCUUGUCAAAAGGUGUAGAAAAGAAUCAAAGGGGAAAUCCAGGUCCCCACUCUCCCUCGCAACUUCUCUUAGCUACACAAAGGAGGAUGAAAAAGGAACAGGCAGUGUGUUGAGAGGGAGCUGCCAUUUUAGAAAUGCUGUUCUCAGCAGCUACUACCAAGACAGGACUUCCACCCUGCACCCAGAGAGAACUACAAGCCCUUAAGAUGGUGGUUGUUUCCUUUUUUUGGUCGCAAAUACAUGCUAAGUCCAACCAGCUGUUUCUCUAGCUCAGGUGUCCAGGAGUGUGUGCUUUCAGGGCUGAAGGUCUCUGUUAYGAUAUACAUCAUAUCUGUACAAACAGCAUUUAAUGGUUUAUAUGUACAUGCCCUCAGUGAAACAGGAGGCUCUGGAGAGACCUAUUUGAUGGAAAUGUAAGCCACRGGAUGGCCUCACUCCACUGCCUCCUGAAGUGAGGUGUAUUUAGGCAGCAAAACUUUUACAACGUGCCUCUCAUUUUCACCCUCUGUACAAACUGCUGCAAGUUCUCYACUGAACUAAAGUCAUGUUCCUUAUUAACCUUGGCUGCCCACAGACAAUGCUGCAUUGUGAGCAGUUCUGCAGCUCCUGGUAACCAGUCCAAUACCUAUAUUGAUUACACUGGCUUGUCCAGGGAUGUUGGUAAGAUUUSCAUCCUGAUCUCCAUGCCACUGCCCAUUGCCCAUGUUACACAAUGUACUGUUUCACUCUGUAUUCCCCUGCUGUCCUGGUCAUUGCAGCCUAAACCAUUGCAGCAUUACAAACUCCAUUUGUCUGAAGUUCCCAGGGUUUCUGCCAAUAGCCAGCAGCACAUUAUGUGCMGUGAAUUUUAAAGGUCCUUCUCAGGAGGAAAGUGAGAAGAGACCUUCCCAGAGCUUUUGUCUAGGCCAGGGAAACUGUAGUGAGAGACAUCUUGUUCCCAUUGUUGUGACAAAAGCCAGCCWGCCAUCACCCUUGUGUUUCUGCUCUGCACUUGACCUCCAGAUAAUGCAUCAUUUAUCCRUCUAGGAGAAAAUUAGGACUCCAGAGGCACAUUUCACACAGAAAGCCCUCUCAACAACACUCCACGAAGUAAAAAAAUGCUUAGCUGGCUAUAUGAUAAYCUGGACAAGAAAACCACAUUCAGCCUGCUUGGGGACAUAAAUAUGUGCUUGAAGUAUUUGGAACAACAUUUGGGGCAAGCUGUGAAUGUCAUAAAACCCCCAAAUGUUUGUUUACCCGCUUUUAUGUUUGUCUGUCUUUUAUGACAGUAGGGGUCACAUCAAGGAGGCAUCAAAUCUCUGUUGUAAAUCAAUCUCAGAAUAUUUUGCAGUCUUCAAAACUGUUUCUCCCCAUCCCUCUCUGUUCAAGGUGACCGAUCAACCAACAAUGACAACAACGAAACACUGUGGAAAUAAAAUAUAUAUUGAUGAUGGCUUUACCUCUGUAAUUUAACAGCAUUUUAGAU
This is a messenger RNA of Malurus melanocephalus (red-backed fairy wren), 3397 nucleotides long. RefSeq names its product deubiquitinase DESI2-like. The coding region runs from base 1 to 591 and encodes 196 amino acids. Gene Ontology annotation, biological process: protein deubiquitination. The transcript is spliced from 5 exons. Gene Ontology annotation, molecular function: deubiquitinase activity. The record is from RefSeq and is a predicted model, not a curated record. NCBI's taxonomy places the organism in Eukaryota, Metazoa, Chordata, Aves, Passeriformes, Maluridae.